Messenger RNA from Adineta steineri, 582 nucleotides. NCBI's taxonomy places the organism in Eukaryota, Metazoa, Rotifera, Eurotatoria, Adinetida, Adinetidae. The record is from the annotation of a GenBank genome assembly.
AUGGGUAACAAAGUCGUUGUUAAAUAUGGAACAUCAAAAGAGCUAACUCCACAAGUUCUUGCAUUACUGAAAGCAAGUUCGAAACUUAGUGAAGAAGAAAUCAUAGAUUUACAUGCUGCUUUUUGGAAUGAUUUCUCUACUGGUAGAAUGGAUAAACAAGGAUUUGUAAAAUAUUAUGAAGAAAUAAAAGAUGAAAAUGAUAGAACAAAUGUUUUAUGCGAUCAUGUAUUUGCAGUAUUUGAUAGAGAUCAUGAUGGUACAAUUGAUUUUUAUGAAUUUUUAUUAGCAGUUGCAGCUGGUUCACCAGGGGAUUUAGAUAGUCAUCUUAAUUAUGUUUUUGAAAUGUGUGAUGUUUCAGGAGAUGGACAAAUGGAUUUACAAGAAUUAGCUGCUUUUCUUAAAGCUUCAUUAACUAUUGCAGGCAAAUCGGAUAAAGCAGAUAAUAAUUAUCCAGAAGAACUUGCUGUUGGCGUAUUUAAUACACUUGGUAUUCAUGAAGGUGAAAAAUUAAAUAAAGCACAAUUUAUUCAAGGAUGCAAGAAAGAUGCAGAUCUUCGUGAAUUAUUCGGUGGUGGUCAUUGA